AUGGGGGGAGCCGCCGCUGCCGCCGCCGCCGCCGCCGCGCUUGUCUUCCUGGUGCUAGCGGUCUUCGCCGUCAACCCCGCGGCGUCGGGAGCAACUACCGGCGGUCCGGAUGAAAACAUGCCUCAUUACAACAACGCCGGAGCUCAGUCGGGUGAUGCGCACCGCGCCGCACAAGAUCUGGGGUGCGGCGUGACAGGCGGCUGCGCCACCCUGGACACGUGCGGCAGCGACAGCUCCGACGCGGACUGUGCGGCUCCGGACUCGUACGUCUGCGAGCACCAGCUGCCGGGCCUUAGCGUCUGUGAGUCUCCUCCCGUUGCAUCGAUGCAGCCGUGCUGGAUGUCCGGCUUGGAUGGUGCCCUGAGGCUGAACCAGAUCAGCCUGCCGGGCACGCACGACACGAUGUCGAAAGGGAUCUCGGCCUGCCUACAGGAGGGCCAGGCGAACUACGUGCACACGCAGGCGUGGUCGCUCCGAACGAUGCUCGACACGGGGGUGCGAGCGAUCGACGUCCGGAUCCGCCGCAAGAGCGACCUCUCCCUGGUCCUAGAGCACGGCAUCGUGGAGCUCCCCUACGGCUUCGACGUAGACGUUCGCGACGUGCUGGCCUCCUUCCUGACGGACAACCCCACCGAGACAGUGGUCAUGUUCUACCAGAUGAACGACUUGGCGGGGGAGGACAGCAGCGGCGGCGUAACCGCCGAGGACACCCUGCAGGCCUCCAUGUCCCAGUACCCGGACCUGUGGCUCGACGGGGCGGUCGUCCCGACCCUCGAGGAGGCCAGGGGGAAGGCCGUCCUGCCCACGGACAUGGGCCAGGAGGAGCAGAACGACUUCAACCUCAGCUCCUUCGAGGCCGUGGCGACCAAGAAGGGGUUGGUCCGAGACUUUUUCCUGGAAGGCGGCGGUGUCCCGGCCGAUGGCGGUCCGUUCCGCCUGAACUACCUGUCCGGUACGGGGACGUACGUGUACCCGCUGACGGUCGCCGCCGGGCUGAAGAGCGUCUACCAGGGCACGAACGAGGUUGUGUUCGAGUUCUCCGGGGGUAGCCUGGGCGUGGUCAUGUUCGACUUCGUAGGGGAGGACGCCGUCGCGCACGUCGUGGCGCAGCAGGGAACCGACGGCCUUUCUUGGGACCAACCACAAGAAGAGUCGGCUACAUCGCCGGAAAUCUCCGGGGCAACGUAGCGCGCACAAGAGCCGAAUCUAAAAAAGCGUGGUGUAUUGUUAUAGUUUUGAACUGCUGUCCUGUAUGUUUGAAGUGCUUGGUGUUGAAAACGAGUUUGUUGUGGCCACCGCUGUAAGCGUAGCUUCCAGGGCGAACGUGGCUCUCUGUUCUAGCUCAUUCGAGAGGUUCAGGUUGGCGUAAAGUCGGGGUAAUAUUACAGCCUAGAAGGCAUGGUGUUCGUCCGUGUGGGCAUUUGCGCACAAGGAGGCCAGUCUCUUUGUGAGAAGUCCUUGCUCAAGUGAUACGCGGAGGUGUGUGUUCGAUUGCAUUGUUUUUCUUUAUGAUAAUAGUGACGUAGGAGCUUUGUUUUACGUGUAGUCGAAUUGGGUGUGUGAUACGUCUCCGCUGUACCAUGUCGUCAAAAAUCAACAAGCAGUUUUAAGCCGCAACGGCACCCUAGCGUUGUGGGUGGUGCGUGGAAGUGGAGCGAUUUGCGGGGUUCGUGUACAAAAUGAGCACUUGGUAGAUUGGCUACGUUUGUUGGUACAAACACCUUUCCUCUUUUCUGUUCGUGUUCGGUGUAUCCGGAGAAGCGCUGCAAGUCUCUGAAUCCUAGACGCCACGGAGAGGACGCGCACUCCACACCACCACAUCGGUAACUUUUGGAGUGUUGCCGUCCCAACCCGAGUUUUGGCUUUUGCGUGCGCAUGCAGCGGCGCGGGUUGAUG
Molecule: messenger RNA, 1896 nt
Organism: Ectocarpus siliculosus
Lineage: Eukaryota; Phaeophyceae; Ectocarpales; Ectocarpaceae
Source: the annotation of a GenBank genome assembly